Molecule: messenger RNA, 598 nt
Organism: Ilex paraguariensis (yerba mate)
Lineage: Eukaryota; Viridiplantae; Streptophyta; Magnoliopsida; Aquifoliales; Aquifoliaceae
Source: the annotation of a GenBank genome assembly
AUGGGCAGUUUGAGAAAUUGGGGAGAAAUGGAUCCAGCACUUCUGUGCUUUACAAAAGAAUCUCUCACGAGAUCGGAUGUGCAGCGUAACUUAGAGAUACCAAACAGUGCGUCUUUGCUGCCACCCAGGAAUGGGGUCAUGGUUGUACGUGACCAAGCCGGAAACGANUGCUUUACAAAAGAAUCUCUCACGAGAUCAGAUGUGCAGCGUAACUUAGAGAUACCUAACGCUGCGUCUUUCUUGCAACCCGAGAAUGAGAUCAUGUUUGUACGUGACCAAGCUGGAACCACGUAUCAGUUUAUAGCAUCAGAGAGGAAAGGAGGGCGAAAGGCUCUGACGCGCGACUGGCAUGACUUCGCCGUGGCAAAGAAUCUUCAAGUUGGUGACUCUCUGAGAAUUUAUUGGUCCGGGAAUGAGAAUGAAUAUGUGGUGCAGUUAGGCACCAAACUCUUUGGAGAUCACAUAGUUUGGCUACAAGAAUAAGUUCCACUGCAUGAAAUUAUUUUUAUGGGUCUGUGCAUGUAAGGUGAGGUUCUCUCGAAUAUAUACAUAUUUUUUUUCUAUUUCUUACUUAGUAAAUUAUUUAUCGUUCAUGUAA